Molecule: messenger RNA, 1519 nt
Organism: Cricetulus griseus (Chinese hamster)
Lineage: Eukaryota; Metazoa; Chordata; Mammalia; Rodentia; Cricetidae
Source: RefSeq, a predicted model, not a curated record
CCUUGCUGCCCCACAAUCCUCAGCUCCUUCCGUCUCCGCGCAGCGCUCGUGGGAACUUCCUGUAGCGAUGGCCGCGGCGGUGGCGGGGAUACUUCGAGGCGGUGUCCCGCCCCGGGCGGCUUGGCUACCCACCCUCCAGACUGUGCGCCAUGGCUCCAAGGCUGUGACCCGCCACCCUCGUGUUAUGCACUUUGAGCGGCAGAAGCUAAUGGCUUUAACUGAGUAUAUUCCUCCCAAACCUGCCAUCAACCCUAGAUGCCUGCCACCUCCUCCCAAGCCCCCCAAGGAGGAGUCCGGCCUCAUCCAUCUCCUGCGUCGGGAUAUAGUAGCAGUUUUUCGAGACAACCGAAUGAUAGCCGUCUGUCAGAAUGUGGCCAUGAGUGCAGAGGACAAACUUCUCCUGCGGCACCGGUUGCGGAAACACAAUAUCUUGAUAAAAAUCUUCCCCAACGAGGUCCUGAAGCCUUUUCUAGGAGAUUCCAAAUACCAAAACCUGCUUCCCCUUUUUAUUGGGCACAAUAUGCUGCUGGUCAGUGAGGAGCCCAAGGUCAAGGAAAUGGUGCGGAUCCUAAAGAGCGUUCCUUUUCUGCCGCUGCUGGGUGGCUGUGUGGAUGACACCAUCCUCAGCAGGCAGGGAUUCGUAGAGUAUGCCAAGCUGCCCAGCCUGGACCUGCUGCAAGGGGAGCUGGUAGGAGGACUUACUGGCCUCAUGGCCCAGACCCACUACCUGCUUCAGCACCAGCCUGCCCAGCUGACUUCCCUGCUGGAUCAGUAUAUCAAACAGCAACAGGAGGGAGAGUCUACCACGUCAGCCAGUGGGACACCACCUCCUUCUGACCUGACUCCAGAUUCCUAGCCCACCUGUUUUACCCAGUUCUGCCCAUAAAUACACUCUGUCCCUGCUGUCUGUGUUGUCUGGCAGAGGUCUAAAAGAAUCAGGAGUGUGGGAAUGGCAUGUGUGCCUUGGCUCUCAUUCACAAUGACCUCCUUGGGGACAGGCCUCUUGGAAGAAUCAGAGAAAUUCCAUUUCAAAUUGAGGCUGUCCAUUGUCUUCAGUUUCACUAGUCACUGUCUUUAGUUGUCCCAACAAGGGACCUAAUAGGAAUAGUCUCCUUCAGUUCUCCAGGUACAAAGCAGACAGGGAUGGAGAGUCUUGCCCAGCCUUGUCAUCUCCUGUCCCUGCUCUGUGUCUUCCCAGCCCACCCUGUCGUUCCUCCGAAUGCCACAAUGGACCUUGUGAAUGGCACUGAGUCACGGGCCAAGUACCAUACUAAACCCAGAUGCCAGCUCCUUUAUCUCUUACCAUUCAGGAAACCGCAGAGUUGGAAAUCCUGGAUAAGGCCUUGAGCUUGGUUCUCAGAAGUCUCAAGUUCCCAUAGCAGAGCUUCUUCAUAAAGUUACCCAGGAGUGGGUCCUGGGUAGACUCUGAGGUUCCUGGUCCACCCUGAGGUGUGCUGGGUUGUGGAAGAAGUUGGAAAACUUAUUUGUUAUAAAAAUAAAAUGCAUUUUAUGGACUCUU